This is a messenger RNA of Astyanax mexicanus (Mexican tetra), 826 nucleotides long. Its product is annotated as saxitoxin and tetrodotoxin-binding protein 2. NCBI's taxonomy places the organism in Eukaryota, Metazoa, Chordata, Actinopteri, Characiformes, Acestrorhamphidae. The transcript has 6 exons. The coding region runs from base 66 to 680 and encodes 204 amino acids. The record is from RefSeq and is a predicted model, not a curated record.
AUAAAUCUGUGGUGCCGGGUUUCUGUAUGUAGGUAAUCAGGAGUUUCUGAAGAGCUCUGUCCAACAUGGCUGCCCGAAUCAUCUCCACUCUGGCUUUUCUCAGCCUUCUGACUUUUAUUCAGGCUGCUGACCCAAACUGUGAGGAUCUCACAAAGCCGCUGGUGCUGGAGGACGACUACAGUUCAAUCAUGGGGAAGUGGAUCUUUACAGAAGGAAUCGCUAAUCAUGAGCUGUUCAAAAACAUGUUAAAAAUAGUUAACAGCUCCUGGUUGGAGUUUGCCCCCAGUUCCCUGAAAGAUACAAUUAUUUUCAAACAAGGGAACAAGCGAUAUGGAAUAUGUUUUUUGGAGAACAUCAACGCAACUGUAAAAAACAGCACCUUUUUUGCUUCUGAUAAACACAGUGCAUCAGAGGGCACUUUCCUGCCAUCUUGUCCUGAAUGCCUCACUAUAAGCUUCACCCAUCAGGCUAGAAAUGAGUCCAUAAACUCCCUCUUUCUCUUAACAAAAAGUCCCAAAGUGUCCGAAUCUGAGAAGGAUCUGUACUGGAAACAAGCUGUAUGUCUCGGAUUUAAAAAAGAACCUCAGUUCUCCUAUGAUGGAGUAACAGAACUCUGUAAAGAUGAUCAGAUCAGUUCACCUACAGAACAGACUAAACCUGAGGACAAAAAGGAGGACUGAAAGUAAAGCCGAUUCUCCCAGUGAUUCAUUUUGUACUGGUUAAUAUGGUGUAUUCAGCUCUGUGGAGUUAGAGUGUUCUUUGACCUAAUGAAAUGGAAGACCUGCAGCAUAAUAAACAUUGAAUACAGAUCAGUUGGGUUUAAUGA